AUGGACACGGACGCGGCUGCCAGGGCGGGGGCUCGGCAGGUGCCGCGCUCGGAGCUGCGGCAGCACCGCCCGUCCGACCCGCUGCUGCUGCUGCUGCUGCACCUGAGCGCACGGAUGGGCUCUCUCCGUGUUUAUCCAACAGCCCGGGGACGGCUGCUGUCUGAUCAGGGCAGCCUCACCUUCUCCAGUGCCAAUGGCUUCCUAGUAUUUGCUAGGGAUUUGUACCAUUUUUCACCAACAAUAACAGAAUUUUGUUCCUCUUUCAAAAUUAAUUUGACUUGUUCUUGGAAUGGCAGUUCUCAGCACCAAUGGUCUGUUCCAGCGUCUGCCCAGGGUCCCACAGGGGCUGCAGGGGCUGCAGGGCCCCCCCCUGCCACCAACGUGUCCAGCAACAAGCGGCUGCAGCAGACACAAGCCCAGGUGGACGAGGUGGUGGACAUCAUGAGGAUGAACGUGGACAAGGUGCUGGAAAGGGACCAGAAGCUGUCUGAGCUCGACAACCGGGCAGAUGCGUUGCAAGCAGGUGCCUCACAGUUUGAGACCAGUGCAGCCAAGCUGAAGAGGAAAUACUGGUGGAAAAAUUGCAAGAUGAUGAUCAUCCUCGGUGUAGUAUGUGCAGUCAUUCUCAUUAUAAUUAUAAUUUAUUUCUCCACUUGAAAAAGCAGAGAAGGAAGACUUGGCACACCUUUGUUCAUAUCAACCGAUGAUAUCAGUGUUCCUUUGUUGAACUCCGCUUUUUAAUUCCCG
Pyrgilauda ruficollis (rufous-necked snowfinch) is the source of this 747-nucleotide messenger RNA. RefSeq names its product vesicle-associated membrane protein 2-like. Gene Ontology annotation, molecular function: SNAP receptor activity; syntaxin-1 binding. The record is from RefSeq and is a predicted model, not a curated record. Gene Ontology annotation, cellular component: plasma membrane; SNARE complex. Lineage: Eukaryota; Metazoa; Chordata; Aves; Passeriformes; Passeridae. Gene Ontology annotation, biological process: vesicle fusion; SNARE complex assembly; vesicle-mediated transport.